CGUCAGGGGUCGCCGCAGCCUCUCAUCAUUUUCCAACUGUAACAGACACUGCCCUCGUGUCCUCUCUCACGACGUCACAAACUUCUUUUCCCGUCUGGAAGCAGUCGAGGCUCGUCUACCGGGAAACACCAGCCAAUCACGGAACAGCGGCGCGUGUGACGGAACCAAUGAUAUUGGAGCAGGGCGCGUCCUGCCUAGACGCAGCGUGGGAAUCCCAAGAACGCGGAGGCGAGUGAGGACGAACAGGCUAAAGGCGAAAGGCUAAUCGCUCGCCGCUCGCCGCUGAGCAUGCGCACACGGGUCAAGCACUCGCGCACAGGUGAGUGACAGCAGCAGGAUGUCCCUCCCGCCGCCGCCGCCGCCGCCCUUCGCUCAGGCCAACCGGCAGAGCCCGGAGGAAGUCGAAGGUGGCCCCGCCCACCUGCUCCCGGACCUCAGCCGAGGCACAGAUCACCCCUACUUCCGCCUGUACCAGUACCUCCACCAGGGGGCGCCGCACAAGAAAGAUUGCGCGGCCGGUGGAGCGCCGUUGCCCCGCCCCCCGCCCAAUCAUCACCGCGACGACGUUCCGAGCCCGCCCUCGCCCCCUCCUCCGCGUCAGAGUCGCCGAGGCCAGGCCCCCUCCCCGCCGGCAGCUCGCGACCGAAACGAGCCCCUCCCGCUGGAGCUUCUGCAGCGACGUGCCUCCCCCGGGAGCAAGGGGGCCUCGCCGUCGCCGGGAGCCCACCCGCCUACCAGAGGUCCCGCCCCGCCCCCUCCGCCCGCCUCUCCCGCCCGCAGGCCGACGCCCCCCCCAGCCGGCAGAGAGGCCCCGCCCCCUCCUCCGUGCCCCUCCCAGUCGUCUGAGCCCCCCGUCAGGGGUAAACCUCCCCCCCCGCCUCCGCCCCCUCUCCGCCGUGGACUGGCCUCCUCCAUCAUUCCUUGUCUGGCCGACGACUUUGAGUCCAAAUAUUUGUUCCAUCCGCUGGACGACUUCCCUCCUCCGGACGAGUAUCGACACGUUGCCAAGAUCUACCCCAGCAAGGCCUACUCAGCCGUGCGAGGGGCCCCCCCUUUGCCCCCGGUGGGCCGGUGAAGACGACAUCUCGUCCUCCCCGCGGGAAAGACCAUCGAAGGGAAGUCGCCGAUCGGAUGAGACGCUUCGCCGGCUUCUUCCUCCUCCUGGGCGGCCGGAGCCUCGGCGACGGCGCGUCACGUGACUGCUCGGACUCGCCUUUUCAACACAUUAUGCGUUCAUGUCGUGCCCUCGCUAGGCUAACAUUGUCACACCGCUAACUGCUCAACCGUGUCACUUGCUAGGCUAACGUUAAAACCUCGUCACGUGAACGCGGCGGCAUCGCCUACGCUCGUGUCAUUUUACUCAACUCAAAUUGUCACAUCGUUAGGCCAAAGUCACAUUAAGUAGGUGUGGAACCAAAAAAACUCAUGAAAUUGCCAACAUUGGAAAGAGCUUUGAAAACAUUUUCAAAUAUGACUUAAAUGAUCUCAAGUAACAUAAAAGUUAUGGCCAUUUAAAGAUUGGGAAUAUGAGCUGAUUAUGGUAUUGGUAAAGCUUAAUUAGGAUCUUCAAAAUGUCAUAACCUUUUUGUUUCUCAACAGAUUUUCCAUGAAAUUUCAAUGAUAGCUUGGCUGAAGCAUCACCAUUUGCACUUAUUUUGAUAAUUGCAACAAAUCCGGCUAAUUUACCCAUUUUGCAGUGCGACCAACACAUAAAACAUAAAUGAAGUACUUUCGAAAAAAACAUACACGUAGCAAAAGGUUUAGCUUGAGGUUUUAAACUGAGAAAAUUCUUGAAUCAAAAGUACUACAACAAUUUUAAAAGACGGAAAGGCAGACGAGGCCAUCAGCAAGCGUUUCGGUGCAAUAAUAAACAAGCCUCGUGGCCUCGUACACGCAAAAUAGUGACGCCCGUCGUGCUCCGGAUAGUUUCUUCAUACGAUCCAUCGCGCAGCACAAUGAACGGCCCACAUUAGGCUAACCUCAGCAUGUCGCUAGACUAAUGCGCCGUACUCGGCUAGCGUUGUCAAAUUGCUGUGCUAAUGUCACAUCACUAGCGUAAUGUCAUUCUGUUGUUUCGCUAAACUCGCUAGAGCAACACGUCGGCGUCACCGGGCCGAGCUAACGCGGUCGCGUCGCUAGGCUGAUGCGGCGACCCGGAACUUUCUGGAAGAAUUUCAGCGGGCUGGACGAGAAGUGGAGAGUUGCUUGAUUUGUCGUCCUCUCCGUGUUUCUUUGUGGCGUGCGUUUUCAGAUUGACCCUGAAAGGUCAUUUUUUACCGAGCGGGAUUUGAUUUGCUCGGUAUUUCCUGUGGCCAUGUGACAUCAAGCUGUAUUCGUGAUAAUUCAAACAAGAAGCAGUCGAGUAAAUGAUGAAAGCCCGUUCGCUGUGGUUCAUAAACGAUGUCAUCCUCUCUUUGUCAUUUUCAAAGCGAGCAAAAUCAAUAAAGUUGUUUGACGAUUCCACUCACAAGAUCGACUCGGUCCAUUAUUUUUCGUGCACACCCCUCCUGACCGGGCCCAGAAGAG
Molecule: messenger RNA, 2526 nt
Organism: Syngnathoides biaculeatus (alligator pipefish)
Lineage: Eukaryota; Metazoa; Chordata; Actinopteri; Syngnathiformes; Syngnathidae
Product: WAS/WASL-interacting protein family member 2-like
Exons: 7
Coding region: 338-1075 (245 amino acids)
Source: RefSeq, a predicted model, not a curated record